Molecule: messenger RNA, 3561 nt
Organism: Naegleria lovaniensis
Lineage: Eukaryota; Heterolobosea; Eutetramitea; Acrasida; Naegleriidae
Exons: 8
Coding region: 1-3561 (1186 amino acids)
Biological process (GO): vesicle-mediated transport; intracellular protein transport; autophagy
Cellular component (GO): cytoplasm; membrane
Molecular function (GO): protein binding
Source: RefSeq, a predicted model, not a curated record
AUGAAACGCUUGAUUUUGUCCUCUCACGGGCUCAACAAAACUCUAUCAUCAUCAUUGUGCCCAACAUUCGCCUUCUCCUCUGCUAUUUUGAAGGUUCGGAAUGGAAACUUGAGAGAUUUAUAUUGUGCUGAAAGAACAAGUUGCAAUAAUAACGUCGGGUUAAUCAAUAUCAAUAGCAACAACUUGCAGGGCCGAUCGUAUCACUGCAACACGAAAUGUAAAGCUGCAGCAACCAAGAAAAACGAACCAUCGGAAGAUGAGGAGGAAUUUGAAGCCAAGUUUUUACUUCAUUUUGGAGGAUUAACAAUUCCUUUUGCAGAAAAACCAAAGAAUAUUGAGGAAUUAAAAGAACUUGUGGCAACAGGUUUAUCAAUACAGCACAACAAGGAUUGUAUCAAGUUUUUCGAAAUUGAUGAAAAGAAUUUUGAAAAGCAACUUGCUGGAUGGACUAAAGUUAAAAAAGAAGUGACCGAUUUGGAUAAAUUUGAUGGCGUCUCUAUUCAAGCCGUCCUGAAAAUCAUGGUUCAUCCUUAUUCAUUCCUUCAACUCAAAGAUCCUUUUUACAUUUACUUGCAUGACAUCAAGACUUCAGAUGACAUUUCCAGAGCUCUUCACACCUACACAUGGAGGUACAAGUAUUGUUAUGUUGAUAAGAUAUCUGUACCAAGUGAGUCUUCUGCAUCGACAGAUGUGGGCACACCAGCAAACUCAACAACAGCAACUACUCCAUCACCAUCCACACAAAAAGAAAUUAAGAAGCAUACCAUUCUUAAACUUAUCGAUGGUGGAAAACCUAUUGGUGAGAUGGAAAAGGCAAUACUGAUUGAGGAUUUCGGAUCCUAUGAAACAAAGGUUGCCUCCAUGGUGAGUGCGGACAAAUAUCUGUGGAUUGGAGGGCACGAUGGUCGUUUAUACAUGUUUACGAUUAAUGAGCAAAUGGACACGACCGGAAUUAAAUAUUCAGUCGCUCUCUUUAAAAAGAAGCUUGUUACCACAAAGAAAGCAAUUACCAGUCUUCAAGUAGACCCUCCACACAAAAAACUCUUUGCACUUGUGGAUAACACUGUUUGUGUGUAUGACAUGACAACACUACUUCACUUAGAGACUUUGGAAGCUACGAAAGGAACCCAAAGCUAUGCCAUCAACAAAAACUACUCUCAUGAAUUGGUAGCAGUUGUUAAAAGGAAAUUGAUUGUCUAUGACUAUAGAGAGCAAAUGGAGCUAGUUAGAGAAAUUAAGGUACCUGGCAACGACAAUGUAAUAGGAAUUGAAUGGAUGAAGAAGACCAUAUGUUUAGGGUUCAAGAAUAGACAUAUCAUGAUGAAUUAUCAAACUGGAGAGAUAGAUGAAGAUUUGCAAAAGUUGCAAUUAACAAACAUUAUUUCCGAUGAGUAUAGCAUGUAUGGAUGCUUUGUCAAGAUUAUUGGAACUACUUCUGGAAUACAGUGGAAAGAAACCCCAACAGUAGUCAGCAUUUGUUUCCCCUUUCUACUUGGUAUCUCCAAAGGAAGCAUUGAAGUGUACAACAUGUACGAAAAGAAGUUUGAUGAGACCAUUGUAAAUGACAAGGCCACCAUCUCUUCCGAUCAUAUGCAGAAAGUGUUUAUUUCCAAUAAGAAAACGGUGUCACUUUUGACUCCAAAACCAAUUGAUCAGCAUAUUACAGAUCUCAUUGAUAAGAUGCGGUUGCUGGAAGCUUUUGGAUUAUUUGAAAAGACCUUCCAGGGCACUAAAAAAGAAAAGGAGAGAAAGCUGUUUAUGUAUGAGCAGCAAGCAGGAUUUGCAUGUUUUUUUAGAACAAGAUUUAAGGAAGCCUUUGCUCAUUUUAACAAGAGUAGAAUAGAUCCAAGAGAGAUUUUAUUUUAUUUCAAGGAUUUGAUAGAGCCUCAAACCAACUUUGUUCCUCAAAAAGCAAGAGGCGACUUGAGAGACAAGAUUAAAAAUGCUAUGGAGCAAGAGGGAGAGGAGACAACACCCUUAAAGAUUGAUGUUAGAAUUAAGAAUGCUAAAAAAGCAUUGCAAGAAUUUUUGGAAAAAUGCAGAAAAAUGAGAGUGGACGAGUUCGGUCUGGAUCAAUUGGCAGCCAUCGACUAUGCUCUGGCAAACUUGUAUUUGAAUGAAUUUAAAAAGUAUGGCCAAUUGAAGACAUUACUCCGCUCUGAAAAUCAUUUAAGACUCGAAAAUGGAGAGAUUCUUUUUAAACACAAUGCAAGAUAUCUCGCGUUCUUGUACUAUUCCAAGAACGAGUACCGAAAAGCUUUGCAAAUUUUAAAAGAGCUUGGAGAAGGAACACGCAUGGAAACCACAACAGUUACUAAUGGCGUUGAGGAGUCCAUUGAGCUUCUUUCAGAAAAUGAAGACGAGGACCUUGUUAUGGAAUAUGCAGCAUGGGUUUUUGAGGCUGAUGAAAGUUCAGCAAUACAGAUUUUCACUUCUAGAAUGCGAAAGAAAAAGAUUAAUCCACACCGUGUGUUGUCGUUUUUAGCACAGUAUCCCAAAGAUUUAGAAAGAAGUUAUCUUGAAUAUGUCAUUGUCAUUGAAAGGAAUUGUGAAGAAAAAUUCCAUACUGCUCUUAUUUUGAAUUAUAUUGAUGCAAUAAUUGUUUUAAAACCAGCCAAAUAUUUACCGUUUGGAGUGAGGUUGGAAGCAGGAAAAGAAACAGGAUUAUUAGGACAAAUUAGAGCUAGACUUAUUCAUUUGCUCAAGCACACAAAUUUCUUUAACAAGUAUAGAGUACUGAGCAAGCUACAAAAAACAAAUCUCUAUGAGGAGACUCUUAUACUGUACAGAAAGGUUCAAAACCAUAAUGCUGCUCUCAAAUUGCUUGUUCACAAAAUUCAAGAUCUUGAAUGGGCAGAACGGUACUGUGUCGAUUGUUACUUGCAAAUGCUCGAAGAGAUGCAUCUCAAAGAAGAAGCAGAAUUGAAAGAGGUCAUUCGUCAGAGGCAUUUACAAGCAGCUGGAAUAGCGGCCGACAAUAUCCAUAACGAUAAGGAUGACAAGAAAAAUAUGCUCAAAAAAGACAUUAGUUUACAAAUUUACAAUCCAUUACUGCUGACGUUGCUUAAUAUUUGUUGGUAUCCUGACAGUGGCUUUCCAAAGAAUGAAAGUUUUGCAAUUCAUAUCCUUACGACUCAUGCAAAAAGUAUUGACCCCAUGAAAGCUUUAGAAAUUUUACCUACAGAUCUACUAGUGAGCAAAGUGGCAGAUUUCCUUCGCCAAGCAAUGCAAUCGUCUCUUGAUGUAGCAAGAAAUGUACAAGUGAUCUAUAAUAUGAGCAAAAUCAGGCAUGUACAGACCAAGGUAGAAUUAGCAAAGGGAAAUGCAAGAAGGGUAUUAAUUGGAGAGGAACAAGGCAACAAGUGCGCAAGCUGUGGAAAAAGCAUUGACGCUUGCUCUGUGUUUGUGGUUUUGCCUGAUUUAUCCUAUGUACACUUUAAAUGCGUAAACAAGCACUCUAUCAACAUUCAUCCUGUGACAGGACGUAAUUUUAAGAACUUUCCAGUUAACUUUGAUGACAUUUCUGAGGCAGCCAUUUUAAACCCUCCUUACCAGUACUAA